AAGGUUUCCGGAAAAGAUAACCGCGAGGAUUACAGCGAGAGGUGGUUUAUGUAAAAUUAUGGGUACGAUGAGUAUAUAACGAAUAUCAAUGGGUCAAGUGUACGUCUCCUAUUCUUUGCACUUCCCAUCCACAUCGUCACUUUGACUAUUCUACUCAAAGAGUAAGUCUUACAUCAACCAUGGCGACGACAACUGCUACUCAAAUUGAACUCCAAUCCUUCCCCAAUGAUUCUUCACCUUGGGUUCCAGGUACGAGAGGUCAAUCCGAUCUCGAAGAUAUCAGACAAGAUACAACUCCACCCACGAACGCGGUAGAAGUUUUACAAAGCUGGAAUUAUCCCCCCGAGAAUGUUUUUCGAGUGGGAGCUUCAUUUUGGGCUUUCUUUCUCAUGGGAAUGAAUGAUGGUUCUUAUGGUGUAAGUUCUUCGUCUUCAACCUCAGUCUCAGCCUCUACCAAAUACAUACUAAACAAGAAAAGGCUUUAAUCCCAUUUGUAAGUCACAUACGCCUUUGAAAUCGACAAGUCAUAUACUGAGCCAAGUGAUCAAGCUGGAACAACAUUACCAUCUUUCCUACACCAUCAUAUCUCUCAUCUUCCUCUCCCCUUUUGCAGGUUACACAUUCGCAUCUCUAAUCAAUGAUUCCGUACAUGUGCAUUUUGGUCAACGAGGUGUAGCCAUCAUCGCAGGACUGUGUCAUCUCAUCUCCUACAUAGUACUAUCUCUUCAUCCCCCAUAUCCAGUUCUUGUCGUCAUGUUUAUUUUCGUGGGAGUGGGUAAUGGACUUUUGGAUGCAGCUUGGUGUGCGUGGAUUGGUAAUAUGGUAAGUGCGAAUCAGGUGCAGGGAUUUUUGCAAGCUUGUUAUUCAUUAGGUGGGACGGUUGCACCUUUGAUUUCGGCGGCAAUGUUGGCCAAGUCGGGAUUGGACUGGUAUUACUUUUACUAUAUUAUGGUAAGUGUUGCUCAUUGCCUAGUCAUAAACCAUUGUACGCCAAUUAUCGUGGAUUAUUAUUGAUGAGGCACAGACAGCAGUAGCAGCCACUGUGCUCAUUGCCUCUACCUGGGCCUUCUGGGCCCAAACAGGUCAUGUAUAUGCAUUGGAGAAUCCUCGAGAUGCAAAUGCCAAGACAGGGAGACUUAGAGAAGCAUUGAGUCAUAAAUUGACUUGGAUAUUCGCUGCCUUUAUAUUUGGCUACGUAGGAGCUGAAGGUACUUCCUUUCAACAACCGCAAACUUUCACAAUAUUGACAAAUAUCACAGUAUCUCUCGGAGGUUGGAUCGUCACCUUCAUGACCCAAGUCCGCUCUGGUACAACUUUCUCCUCAUCCCUAACGUCCACCGGUUUCUGGGCCGGCAUGACAGUCGGCCGUAUGUGUCUAGCCUUCUUAACCGCCUGGCUCGGUGAAUUCACUUCUGUGCUCGUCUACCUUGGAAUAUGCGUCAUUCUCGAACUACUUUUCUGGCUCAUCCCUUCAUUCUACGUCUCAGCAGUUGCAGUAGCACUUCUAGGCAUGUUUCUCGGUCCAUUAUUUCCAACAGCAAUUGUACUGGUUACAAAGCUGAUGCCGAAGGAACUACAUGUCGGGAGUGUUGGGUUUGCAACUGCGUUUGGAGGAAGCGGAGGAGCAGUAUUUCCAUUCAUUGUAGGGGCACUGGCGCAAGCUAAGGGAGUAAAGGCAUUGCAGCCGGUUGUGUUGGCUCUAUUAGUGGCGAUUUCCGGUCUGUGGAUGUUGGUUCCUAACAAAGGGAAACGGGACGAGGAUAACCGGGAGAGGUAUUCUGGGGAAGUAGUCAUGGUCCCAAAUUGAUUCAAGUACUCCGUAUAUGGACCUUGGUUUUGAGGUUUGAUCGAAUCUUCUGCCCCAUCCCGAUGUCGCGUUUCCGCACAGUAAUGCAAUUAUUAAAGCAAUUGCGUAGAUGCCUACAGGCAUAGAUGCGUAGAUAUAAUACCGUCUUUUAGUGCUAGACUUCAAGAACGUUCUAGAACCGGCGUUUUUCCAAAAAUCAUCAAUUAUCCACUCCCUUACACUCCCUUAAACCCCCUUUAACCAAACCAUUCUUAGCCCUUCCUGAACAUCCCUUUUCAUCCAACUGACACCUCCACUCAAUACCUUUAAUUCAUUUAAUUCACCAAUACACCCACUUCCCUAGCCUGUUCCUCAUUCUUCGGCACACGCGAAGAGUCGACGAAGUCUUAUAGUUCAAUCGCUGCGGAUGAUGUCAUUAAGCCUAAGAAUAAUGGGUUUUAGACCACGCGGGUGUAUUUAUGUCGGAUUAGUGGUAUAUGAUGUUGAACUUUUUGGAUUAAAAGAUCAAAGACUUAGGGAGGGUUGUUUGUUAUAAAAUGUCUGGGAUGAGUGUGCGAGAGUAGAUG
This is a messenger RNA of Sclerotinia trifoliorum, 2373 nucleotides long. The record is from the annotation of a GenBank genome assembly. NCBI's taxonomy places the organism in Eukaryota, Fungi, Ascomycota, Leotiomycetes, Helotiales, Sclerotiniaceae.